Molecule: messenger RNA, 2269 nt
Organism: Nasonia vitripennis (jewel wasp)
Lineage: Eukaryota; Metazoa; Arthropoda; Insecta; Hymenoptera; Pteromalidae
Product: serine/threonine-protein kinase 40
Exons: 4
Coding region: 1699-1926 (75 amino acids)
Source: RefSeq, a predicted model, not a curated record
GUGGUUGACCUGGUUGUGUUGUGCUGCUGCCCUCUUCCGUUGGGAUUUCCCCAGACCGUCAUUAGUCCUCGGCUUGGGUCCCUGUUUUAUGGCUGCUUAUGCUUUUCUCUGUUCCACGUUUUUACUGUUCUAUAGCCUCCUGAGAGACGAGUGAUAAUCCUACAUUCUACGGUUCUAGCUCCGUGACCUGAGCACCCGGAUAUUAUUUAUAAAAAAAUUAAUUUAUUGAAAUUAUUGCGCAUAAUUACCGCGUUUUAAUUGUAAAAGAAAUAAAAUUGCGCGACUUUGCGUUUCGAAGAUAUUGCAAAAUUAAAUUCGGGUGCUAAUAGUUUUUUGAAAUACCUCUUAUAUAAAAUAAUAAUGUUCGAUUACACUUUUGCACCAUACCAAUCGAUUCCGCGUAAUUUGCUCGAUAAUAUGCAAUCAUUGCGAUUAGCCAAAAAUUAAUAAUAACAAUAAAAACAAUCAAAAACUAAUUUUACGCCUUCCAGUCGGAAGGGAAGAAAACUCGAGAGGGCGUGUGCAUGCCACAGCCAACGCAUCGUCUGCAUUAUGCCACUAGAUUUUGAUAUGUAUGACUAGUUCCAGACAUAGACAUAAGAGAGAUAGACUGCGUGUGUAGGUUUGCAAAAGUGGCACCCUAUUAGAGAAAGACAACAUACCUUCUUUCCAUAUAAUACCAAGCAUUAAUAGAAGGUAUGGUGUCUUUGUCUUACACAUUGACAUAAGAGAGUCUGUCUUUCUCUAACAGGGUGCCACUUAUGCUAACCUACACACGCAGUCUAUCUCUCUUAUGUCUAUGGUUCCAGAUGCACUUAUUGCAUUUGACGACCGUUUGUAGGUUAUAAAAAAACAAACAAAUAAAAAAAGUUGGAAAUUCACUCGUAUAUUCAAACGUUUCAAUUAAUAUUGAAGUAUUCAUGCUCUUUUUUUUUUUUUCAUUACAGUGUAUUUAAUAAAUCCAAAUCCAAAUGUCAGAAGUGUUUGUAUUAAGAAAAAAACAUCAAAUCUUAUCUGCAGAUAUAUGGAAAAGCAUUCAUCAUGUAUACACAGGCAACAGUUAUAAACAUAAUUAUCGAACUUUCUAUGCAGGAAGUCUUUUAAAAGUCAUUAUCGAGUGUUAUAUUCUUGCUGAAAAUGUUGCCAUCCACUGGUGAUGAUGAAAGUCCCAGCAGAAUUGUGUACUCCUUUGAGCAUGUUGAGUCAGUUAAGUCGUAAAGUCGAUGGACCAUUGAAACUUAUAAACAGUGAUCCUGAGUUAAUAAUAAAUAUCGGAAGUGAUCAGUCUCCAGACAGUGAGAUGAUUGUGCCCUUUGUCAAUAGAGAAGAGGAGAGCGAGCACCGUAGCAUGCCAACUUGCUCUAAAGAUGCAAAGGUGGAAGACUUUCAAGCUUUGAGGCAGGAUGGAUGCCAACAUGAAUUUAGCACCAAAGGACAUGGAGAUACCCGAGCCUGGUACUCUGGUUUCUUCCAAGGCUAUGAAAAAAGCUGGACUGUACAUACUGGGGCCGGUAAUAGGUUUGUCGCUGCUUCAGAGUAUAGUACAAUGCCUGGCUAGAAAAAAAGAGACUGACAAGUUUUAUACUAUUAAGAUAUUGACUAUGAAAGAUUCAAUGGAGCAGGAAACUUAGGAUGAUAGACAAGGAAAGAUGCUGCUGCAUUCCGAGUAUUCGCUGUUGAGUUUUUUGCAGAAUCAGGAUGGUGUGCACCAUCAUAGGUUUUUUAAGGCAGGACUGUGCUCUGGAAGAGAAGAUCACAUAUUCUGGAUUUGUUUAUACCAGAAGAACGAGACAAAGACUGUGCUUGAUUCUUGAUUGCCUAUUAUGUCAUGAUUUUAAUCCAAACAGUAAUUAUCUGAUCAAUUUUCAGCACUAUGUCAUAAGAGAAAAGAAGCUAUCGAAGACCAAAAACUUGAAAAAAUGUUAAGAAGUCAUUUACAGAAUUAUUGCUGCUUAUAUUGGUCCUACCAGAUGUCAACUGAAUAAUUGUUCUGGAUUUAUAUGAAAUUUACCAAGAUAAGAAAAUAAACCUUGUAUCUGCUGAAAGAAUUUGUGAAGAAAUUGAGAUGAGAUGUCACGAAAUGGGCCAAGGGAAAGGGUACGCUAUAGUCCCAGGACACGUAUAUGUAGUAUUAUUAUUAUUACUACACUUAUAUGUAGUAUUAUAAUGGAUACCAUAUCAAGCUUUUGUUGUCUAAAUUAUUUCUGCUAGAUAUGUCCAGUCAUGACCAAAAAUACUAAUUUUUAUAUUGUAUAAAUUUAGAAAGCAA